Molecule: messenger RNA, 1330 nt
Organism: Aureobasidium pullulans EXF-150
Lineage: Eukaryota; Fungi; Ascomycota; Dothideomycetes; Dothideales; Saccotheciaceae
Product: EXS-domain-containing protein
Exons: 5
Coding region: 41-1276 (411 amino acids)
Cellular component (GO): membrane; cytoplasm
Source: RefSeq, a predicted model, not a curated record
UGUCCAUCUCCUGUCCACAUUCAACACAGGGUCAGCCGUCAUGGAUGGUGAUCCGGCAGUCGAGUCGCAGCUAGAUGGCUUCAGUCUGGUGCUCCCGCUUCCAUACCGUGUUGCUUUGAUCAUCGUCUUGGGUGUAUGGGCAUGGGGACUGAAUCUACAUUAUCUGCACUUGAUCAAGAUUGACGUGCCAUCCCUUAUUCGAUAUCCCGCUCGUAAUUCACCCACCGAACCUCCGCAUCACUUCUCGACAUACCGCCUUGCAACUAUCUUUACCAUUCCCCUCGCUUUCUCGCUAUUCCUCUUCUGGAUCAUCACACAUGGCAACCCUGCCUCUGUCGCAAGCUGGGAAAUACUCCCCAAUUUAUAUUUGCUCAUACUCGUACUCGCAUUCGUUCUCCCCAUCCAGCGCGCCUCUCGCAGUGGAAGAUACCGUACUCUUGCUACACUCAAGCGCAUCAGUAUAGGCGGUCUAGCCGAAGCACACGAUGGAAAAUUUGGAGAUGUUCUGAUGGCAGAUGUCUUGACGAGCUAUGCAAAAGUCAUGGGAGAUCUAUUCAUCGCCCUCUACAUGUUCUUUUCGUCAGGCAGAAGUUCGACCGAAAAGCCAGAUCGACAGGCUGGAGGUCAAUAUCUGGUGCCUUGUAUCAUUGCCAUUCCCAGCAUGAUACGUUUGAGACAAUGUUUGAUCGAGUAUUUCCGAGUCCGCAAAGCCAACAAAAAGGCUGGAGGUAUUGGUGCCCACGGAUGGGGUGGUCAACACCUGGCCAACGCUCUCAAGUACUCCAGUGCUUUCCCUGUCAUCAUCCUGAGUGCUCUGAUGCGAGGAUAUGAUCCAGCCAAGAUUGGCAUGUCCGAGACUGGAUUGUUUCGUCUAUGGUUGUUCUUCGUUUUCGUCAACUCCUUCUACUCAUUCUACUGGGAUGUCACGAAAGAUUGGGACUUGUCUCUGUUCUCAUCAACCAGAGAGAGAAAUGACCCGGAGCAUCCAUGGGCUCUCCGUCGCAAUCGUUACUUCCAUGCCAAAGAGAUGUACUAUGGUGCUAUCUGCAUAGAUCUGAUGCUGCGAUGCACGUGGAGCUUCAAGCUCUCUCCGCACUUGGACCAUUUCAAUGAUUUGGAGGGCGGCAUUUUCGUGAUGGAAUUGCUUGAGGUGCUUCGACGCUGGAUCUGGAUUUUCUUCCGCGUCGAGACCGAAUGGGUACGCAACACCCGUGGCCCUGCACCGGACGAUAUCCUCCUUGGUGACUUCUCACCCAACAAAAUAGACGAGGAUUGAUCGUGUCUUGGAGUUUCUCGUAAUGGUCGUCUUGAUAGCGUUGAAGCGUGUAUA